GGCGCGUUCCCGACAUGCCCCGCGGCGGCCGACAACCGCCGGAUUUGAAUCGCGGCACCGCUCGGCGGCGGCGGGAUGAGUACCCCGUCGUUGCCCCCGGCCUGGCAGCUCUACCUCAAGGACCAUCGUGUCUCCACAUUUAAGAACUGGCCCUUCUUGGAGGGCUGCGCCUGCACCCCGGAGCGAAUGGCCGCGGCCGGCUUCAUCCACUGUCCAACUGAGAACGAGCCCGACUUGGCUCAGUGUUUCUUCUGCUUCAAGGAGUUGGAAGGCUGGGAGCCAGAUGACGACCCUAUAGAAGAACAUAAAAAGCAUUCAUCUGGUUGUGCUUUCCUUUCUGUCAAGAAGCAGUUUGAAGAAUUAACCCUCAGCGAAUUUUUAAAACUGGAUAAAGAAAGAGCCAAGAACAAAAUUGUAUGUAUUACUGGGAAUAAGAAGCAAGCACAAAUCCUGUUCGGCAUCUUUAGUGCUAAACUCCCUAGCCCGCCACAAGCACUGCAUAGACGCCUUUCCUCAGCAAAGGAAACCAACAAUAAACAGAAAGAAUUUGAAGAAACUGCAAAGAAAGUCCGCUGUGCCAUUGAGCAGCUAGCUGCCUCGGAGUGACGCCAUCCCCACCGUCACUGCCCCACAGGGACACAGACACAUCCUUUCCAAGGCACAGCCCUCAGCAUUACCAGCUUUCCUCUGGGGCCUCUUAACUGUGCCUUAGGAAAGGAGAACAUCAACACUUUGAAAUUAGAAUAUUUACCUGUAUUUUUGGGUUUUUCCUUGAAGGCGGUGCCAGGGGCUAUUUCUGUUGUACAGCUGGUGCUAAGUACAGUGACGGAUUCUCUUUUUUCUCUUUGGUAGUUUUUGCUUUAUUGAUUCCUGGACUUAGGGUGAGGGGAGAAGUUUGUCCACGUGGGUAGAGCCCUUUUACAGUGACCUGUCUGGGCUUCACACUGACGACUGGCUGUCCAGCUGAGAUGCGAUGUGUGAAUGUGAUCAUUGGUCCAUUGUGACUGGACAAACAGGAUUAAGAAUGCCAUUUUAAAUUUCA
This is a messenger RNA of Aethalodelphis obliquidens (Pacific white-sided dolphin), 1042 nucleotides long. RefSeq names its product baculoviral IAP repeat containing 5 (gene BIRC5). NCBI's taxonomy places the organism in Eukaryota, Metazoa, Chordata, Mammalia, Artiodactyla, Delphinidae. The transcript is spliced from 4 exons. The coding region runs from base 76 to 606 and encodes 176 amino acids. The record is from RefSeq and is a predicted model, not a curated record.